AUAGAUGUUUUGCAUUUUUGUAGUGGGUAGAUCAUUUUGACUCGGUCAUUUUAAAAGUAGCUCGCAUGCUGAAAAUGUGUGAGCACCCCUGCUCUAACCUGUAAGUAUCAGUACCACUAAAUAAUGGUCAUGCAUCUGAGGUUUAUUGGAGACUUUAAAUUGUGAGUGUGAAUAGUGUCACCAUAAUGAGGUCAUGUGAUAUAGAAAAUAGAUGGAAUUCUUCCAAAAUAUUAAAAAAACAACAAAAAAUCAAGAGUCUGUAUUCAACAUGAGCUACAGUCGAGCAUAAGAAGAAAUGUAAGGGAAAACACCACCCUCUAGUGGCUCACUAUGGAAUCGCUCCUGUUUAAUUGUAUACCAAUGCAUCCAUGUCACACUUGAUGACGUGUUUGCGGCGCCGGUCCAGGCCUCCCACAGAAAAGCACAGACAACCUGUGGCAUGAUGAGGUCACGGAGAUUUCAGUUCCUGGAUGGCGGCUCACAGCUAAUCCCACUUCCACGCCGGAUCUCUAAAUAAAGGGACGACAACACCGGAAUGAGGAAAUGUGCAAAACAAAGUUGUUGAAUGCUGUGAAAAGCCCUCGGGCUGAUGAGGCUCACUUCCACUCGAGUCCCCCUCCUGAGGUGCUUCUUCUCGCCGCAGCCCCCCUCCAUCUCUCUCCCACCUUUCCACGCCAUGUCUCUCCUGCUGCUCGCGGUGCUGUCCUCGCUCCUGGUCCACGGCGCCCAGUCGUGGGGCUCCAGCGUCAAGUACGCCGUCAACUGUCCGGACAGGUGCAACGUGGAGCUGUGCGGGCCCACGCACGGCUGCACGCGCACGGUGCUGGACGACUGCGGCUGUUGCCGGGUGUGCGCGGCCGGCCGAGGGGAGCACUGUUACCGCACCGUGUCCGGCAUGCACGGCGUCAAGUGUGGACCGGGUCUCUUCUGUGAGUUCUACAAGGACGAGGACGACUAUGGGGACGAAUACGGCGUGUGCAGAGAUUGCCACUACGGGACUUACGGUGUGGAGUGCCGCAAGACAUGCAGCUGCAAAGGGGGCCUGUGCGACAGGGAGACGGGCGCUUGUCUCACCCUCCGAUUCUUUGCCAAACUUGCCGGCAAGCUCAAAACGGAGCCUCAAGCAGAAGGAGAUGUCGGCUCGGGAGAGGUUCAGGACUCGGAUCAAGCGGCAGUGGAUCAAUCCAGCGCUCCUAAGUGGCUCAACCCUCGCUGACACAGUGCUUACACACAAGCUGGAAUCCCUCAUUCAGUCAGUGGCAAUGUAGCAUUAACUUAUAAGUCAACUGAAAGGUCUAUUUUAUUAUUAUGUUCAAAGAUGCAUACUUUCUUUAUUUAUAUGCCUUUUACUCAUUUGCUGCUGUCUUAUUCUCCAAAUUGUUUGUUCUGGAUUGGAUAAAAUGUUGACAUUUUCUUAGUUACUGUGCCUUCAAAGGAAAAUAUCAUGGCUUGUGUUGUACUGGGUAUUAAUUCUCUUUAUUAUAUGGCAUUUCUAGUGGAAACAGAAAACAUGCAAAUGUCCUACAAAUAAACCAA
This is a messenger RNA of Doryrhamphus excisus (bluestripe pipefish), 1536 nucleotides long. It is a transcript of the gene esm1, whose product is annotated as endothelial cell-specific molecule 1. Gene Ontology annotation, cellular component: extracellular region. Lineage: Eukaryota; Metazoa; Chordata; Actinopteri; Syngnathiformes; Syngnathidae. The record is from RefSeq and is a predicted model, not a curated record.